AAAGGAGGGAGGGAGCUCCCUCAUAUUAGCCACUUCUGCCUUGGGAAUGUCUCCAGCUGUCCUGUCGGUCUCUGCCUCUUAUCAUCUUGUACACCUCCAUCAAGUCACCUCUCAUCCUCCUUCACCCCAGAGAGAAAAGCCCCAGCUCACUCAGCCUUUCCUCAUCAGACAACUAAAAUCCAGGUGGCAUGCUGUCAUGUCGGGUGACCCUCCCCCUCCAGAGGGCUUUGAUGAUCUGGUGUCUGGGCUGGCAGGUGGUCUGUAUGCCGAGUUGAGACGGCUGGUGUCUGUCUAUGGCGAGUCCAGCGUCUCCUCCCUCGUGCCCCUGGCCAUCUCCACCCUCGAGAGCCUCCAGGACGUCUGUGCUCAGGGACGGGAGCAGCAGGCUGAGCUUGGCUCGGCCCGACAGGAGGCCCAGCUUGCCCUUGCCCAACUGCAGAGCGAGCGGGAGCGGAGAAAGGAAGCUGAGGAGAGAUUCCUGGAACUUGAAGACUCAUUUGAACAAGAUCGGAUGUCUUUGAAGUGGCAAAUCAAAUCAGCCCUCACACAGUACAGGCAGAUGGAAGUGAAAGCUAGGUCCUAUUCGGACACGAUCCUGCAGCUCGAGGAGGAGAAGAGGGCCAUCGAGAAGGAGCACCAGAGACUGCAACAGAAACACAAGGCGGCCCUGCAGACAGUUUGUGAACUGCGGUCCCAGAUCCAACUGGAGGCUUCGCGAUGCCCAACGCCCACCAGCCCCAACAUCAAAAGGCAAGGAAAGAACUCUCGGGAUGAAUCUGAACUCUCCGGACAAGAUCAAGGAUAUUCGGAGCCUGGUCCGUCAGAGGAGGAAGUAACUCCCUUAGCUGAGACACCCCCAACCCCAGCAACUCACUCACUCCCCCAAGACUUAAGCCAUCUCUCCCUGAGCCCCAGCAUCUAUCCCCACUCCCCAGAAAGUUUCCAAGGUACAUCAAAGGUGAUCGAGGAGAUUUUAAACUCCACUCCAGAGUUACAGUCACAGUGUGAAGAGGACGAAGAGCCUGUGACCAGCACUCCGAAUCAUGCCCUGGACCUGGAGGCUGCUAGGAACACCAGUUCAAUCCUUGAGGAGUUACAGACUCUGGGAUCUCAGUUCAUCGGCGAGUUGGACAGUGGGGCCAACAUCUCAGCAGAUGCCCGGAUGGCCUCAGUCGUCUCGGAGAACGAGGAGCUGCGGGAGAGGCAGAUGCUUCUGGAGGGUGCACGCCGCUCGUUGCUGGCCCGGGUGGAGGAAUUAGUUCGCGCACGCACUGAACUCCGCGAGGAGGUGCGGAGGCUGCAGGAGAGCAGCACUGCCCAAGAGCUGCGCAUCAGCCAGCUGGGGGCAGCACUGAGCAGGGCCGAGGCGAUGAACAAGAGCCAAGGGCAAGAGGACCCGUCCCAAAUGGGGCGCUUCACCCGGGCCGAGAUGUCGCGCGUCCUCACCGAGCGUAACCUGUACAAGGAGCGUCUGAUGGAACUUCAGGAGGCCCUUCACCGUAGUCAGCAACUCAGGGUGAUGCGGGAGCAACAAGCCCAGAGUCCGUCGGGAAGGUCCACGCUCUGGGAUCGGUUUCACCGUCUGCUGGGACUGUCCCAGAAACGGGACGACCUCCCCUUGGAACCUGCAAGACACGCACUGAUGCUGCCAGGCCUGGAACUGGUCCCCCGUCAAAGGAGGGGGAGAACACUGGGUGUGAAGUUGAUCGACCCUCUCUCAGACCCCCACAGGGACCGGCAGAGGGAGAGCUGGCGUCACACCAGGUCCUACAUCUGGGAGCACCAUGGACGAGCUCAGCUCCAGGGUUGGAGUCUUCCCGUGCAGGAUAUCAUAGACGGUCGCCAGGCUGCUGGUCUGCGGACCCCAAUUGGCCCGUCCCCAUCUCUGAUCCACGUCCGUCUGCUCGACCAGAGGAAUCCUGGCUUCAAGCUCUCCUGUGCCACGCCUGUCCGUCUGGUUGGACCACUGCUGGAGAGGAGAGGGCGAGCAUCACUUGUUGAGUCUGCGGAGUCACGGCCCAAGCUUGGACCCCUCCCUGAUUGCUCGCUGUGGAUCUGCGCUGGGGGACCUGCAGGGGCCGAGGUGACCGUCGUCGACCCACUGCGGGCCAACCGAUCCCUGGCAGCCUUUUCCUUGCCCCACCACUGCCUCCUCUGCGUGGCCUGUAUACCAGCACAUGCCUCCUCGGAUGACCGGCAAGAGGCCCCAGACGGUGAUGGGUCCCAGAAUUCUCAAUGGCAGGAAUCCCCAGGAGGAGGGGAGCAGCCCGAACAUGGUGAACGGGACACAGAACACUCGACCACUGUCUGGCUGGGGACCCAGAGUGGAUGGGUGUUUGUCCACUCCGCGGACCUUCCCGAGAGAUGUCUGUACUCCAUACAACUAAAUGACGCUGUCCACAGCAUCGUCUAUGUCCGUGGCUUUGUCAUCGUCACUCUGGCCAACGGGACCAUAUCCAUCUUCAAGAGGAGUGUAGAAGGACUCUGGGACACAACUGCCCCUCACUCUCUGGACUUGGGGUCUCCUCGAUACCCAGUGCUGUGUGCUGUUGCCGUUUUCGGACGGGUCUGGUGUGGCUACAGGAACCGAGUCUAUGUGAUCAACCCACGGAUCAGCAAGAUUGAGCGAUGGUUUGAGGUAACACCGGAGGAGGCUGAGAUCCGGCACCUGUCCAGGUCGGGAGACGGGGUGUGGGUCUCCAUGAGGAACAAUUCCCAUCUCCGGCUUCUCCACAGCCUCUCCGGGAACAUUCUGCAAGAGAUAGAGCUGGAACCUCUGAUCCGCCAAAUGUUCGGGCCAGCACCACUGCGUCCCGGCGACCACCUCAUCACCACCCUCCUCGCCCACCGAAACCGACUCUGGAUUGGCACAGCGGGAGGGGCUGUCCUCUCCCUUCCCCUCUCAGACGAGCGAGAGACAAAACCAAUCACUCCUGUCUCCAAUGGAACAGCUUCCGGACCAGAGGUUCCCCUUAACGGCAAAGGAUCCCAUCAGCAGCCCACCUUCUGCCAGUCCUCCCAAGCACAGAUCUGUUUCCACGGACAUAAGGGUGUCGUUCGGUUCCUCGUCGCCAUCUCAGGCAGCCUGAAGCCCGUCGAUGGUCCCAGCGAUGCUGUCACCCAGACGCAGAGUGGGGAGGGGUCAACCUCACUGAUCCUCAGUGGCGGGGAGGGAUACAUCAACUUCCGAAUCGGAGACGAUACCAGCGCCUCGGAGACCGGCAGCGGGCUCCUGAAAUCAGACCGCAGUCACCUCAUCGUCUCAGGGAUCGGCACGUGAGGACAGGAGUUGCCCUCUGAUACCUGUCCUCCCCCCCCCCGCCCCAAACCAUGGACACAGCUGGAUACUGGCCUCACGUUCUGCUCACUACAGAAAGGGUUAAUGUGUUUCCUCCACCCCUCCCCCAUGGGAUGCAUUAAGUGGGUCUUCCCCCUCUCUCGGGAAGGGGUUAAUAUGUGCCAGCCAUCUCUCUGGGUGAAGGGCUUACUGUGUAACAGGUAUCACUCCCUGUCCAGUACAGGGGUUAAUGUGUACGGGUAUCACUCCCUCCAAGGAGGGGUUAAUUUUUUCUUUCCUUUUCUCUCUUUGUCUGUCUCUCUGUCGCCUUAAGUACUACACCCUCUCUAAGUAAGGGUUAACGUGUGAGGGUAUCAGCCCCUCUCCCUCUCCCUCUCUCUCUCCUGGUGGGGUCAACAUGUGCAGGGCUGUGGCAAUUUUUAAUCAAAUAUUAUUCUCCCCCCCCAAGUUGGCGUAGUUACUGGAACUCAUGGGAGGAGCACACAGAAGAGGCAUUACCACUUCCCGAGACACUCCCUCAGAAUCUUCAUUUAGAGAUGGCCUCAAACCUCAUCUCCCUCCCAACUAACUGGCCCGGAAUUGCCUGUUUAGAGGCAGUCCCUUAACUAGACAUUGUAAACAGAGGGGACAGGGAAGUAAAAUUUGGAAAUAUUCCACAACUUUGACCAACAUUGUCACCUCUGAUUUUGAGUUAUUCCCUAAAUCUAUAAUGGUAUUUAUAGAUUUAUUCGCGCUCCCUCAUGGAAGGUUUCUGGCACUUUACAGAUGGUCCUAUAGCAUCGAGUAGGUAUUGACUGCCCAGCACUCUGAUCUCCACUUCAUCCACCACAGCACCUCUGCCAGUAUUUUUGGAGACACUCCCUUACAUUGAAUCAGUAUGUACCUACGUCCCUUACCUUUGCAGAUGCCCCAUGAAGGGUAAAAUCUUGAUUGGUUGCUUGAUUUGUCUUGAUAUGAUUUAGAGACACUGUCUAAUAAUUGCACUUUAGAAAUUCUCACCAACAGCAGUAAAAAUAGGGAUCGCCAGACUUAUUUGGGGAUGUGCCCUAUUCUAAACCUGCACAUUCUGCUGUCUUAAAGGGAUCUCCCCAUUGUGAAUGCUGGGAGGCAGCGGGAGGAUUUUUAAAAAAAACAAUCUCACCCAUGCAACAAACUCAGCUUGCAAGUUAGCACAUGUCCCUUCACUCAAAUGGCAUUUAGAGAUGGUUCCUAUCCAGUAUUGAUUUAAUAUCACACUGCUGGGGGUGGAAGGAGAGGGUAUUCACCUCUCGCUCCCCUUCACUAGAGAUCUUCCCAGGACAGAAUUCCUCCACCCCUCCCAGUGGGAUGCAUUCCAAAGUGAAAUCGCCAUCUCCAUCCCAUUUGUCCAGGUGCACGGCUGUUCAGACAGUUCUUUCCCAGACAGUACACUGUACAGUCUAUUUUUCUAAUCAAAAUAAAAAUGUUAAGUAUUUUUCAAGGUACUCGGGACUUCUGAUUUUUGACUCCAUCACAAAUUCUCAGGUUCAGACAGAGUAUGAACCUCCCUCUGCACUGUCCCAUCACACACUCCCAGGGUCAAACAGAGUGAAGCUCCCUCCACACCGUCCCGUCACACUCUCCCAAGGUCAGACACAGAGCAAAGCUCCCUCCACACCGUCCCGUCAUGCAUUCCUGGAUAGACAAAGUGAAGCUCCCUCCACACCGUCCCGUCACGCACUCCCAGGGUCAAACAGAGUGAAGUUCCCUCCACACUCUCACACUAUCAGACACAGAGUGAAGCUCCCUCCCCACCAUCCUGUCACACUCCCCCAAGGUCAGACACAGAGCAAAGCUCCCUCCACACCGUCCCGUCACGCAUUCCCGGAUAGACAGAGUGAAGCUCCCU
Molecule: messenger RNA, 5165 nt
Organism: Mobula hypostoma (lesser devil ray)
Lineage: Eukaryota; Metazoa; Chordata; Chondrichthyes; Myliobatiformes; Myliobatidae
Product: C-Jun-amino-terminal kinase-interacting protein 3-like
Biological process (GO): vesicle-mediated transport
Cellular component (GO): cytoplasm
Molecular function (GO): signaling receptor complex adaptor activity; JUN kinase binding; kinesin binding
Source: RefSeq, a predicted model, not a curated record